CUUUAAAUUUUAAAUUCUCAAGGAAAAGGGGAAUGUUUAAGAAGGAUGUUGUAGUUAUGAACAGGCCUGAAUGCUGAAACUAGAGGGAAUAGAAAUGGGAGGCUGUACAGGAUUUUGAGCAUUCCUUAUCUGGACUUCUGAAAUAUAAAACAUUACAAAAUCCAGUAUUGUCUACAAUGGAUGCCUGAGAUAGUGAUGUCUGUUUUCUGAUGGUUCACUAUACACAUCUUAAUGCACAGUUAUUUAAAAUAUUUAAUAAGAUUACUUUCAUUCUGUGUGUUUAAGGUGUUUGUAAAACAUAAAUGAAUUUCAUGUUUAGACUUGAGUUCCAUCUCCAAGAUAUAUCAUUGUGUGUGUGUGCAUGUGGAUACAUGGAUGGAUGGGUAGAUAGAUGCAAAUACAGGCAUUCCAAAAUCCAGUAUACUUCUGGUCGCAAAAAAUUCGAAUAUGGGUUACUCAACCUGUUGUUUCUUUAACUUAUUGUCAACAGCCUUUUAAUCCUCUUGUGGGGAAAAACUAGGAUAUAAAUUAAGUACUAUAAAUUAAUUUAUCGCAGAGAUGUAGUCGUGAGCCAUGGGAACAGAUCCAGGGUUCGAUCUCUAUGCUUAAGAAAGGUUAGACAUUGUUUACGUAGCUGUAAUCAAAUGCCUUUAAGAUGAAAAAAAUAUUAGUGUAGGAAGCCAGAGAGGAAAUAGAAUAGCCGUGCAGAUUAUGUUCAUAAAGUUUAUUAGAAAUAUGCUUACUGUUGAAAGUUGCAUAUUGACAAGCGUGGACUGGAAAGAGGAGUUGUAGGUUUGUGUUGGUACAUUGAUGAGAUCAGUAUGAGGUCAAUCUUUUCUGAACUGCAGGGAUCAAAUCCAAGCUAGCAGACCGGAUAUUCAGUAGGCACAUAUGUAUGAAAUCAGGACAGCCAGAAGAAUAAUUUUAAAGGUUUCAGUAUAAUAAACUUUAUUUCUACCCCACCACCAUCUCCCCGAAGAGACUCGGGGCAGCUAACAAAAUACAGCACAGUGCCGUAUAUAUAGAAAUACAUAAAUCUAAAACAAUACAGUAUCAUACUGUAUAUGAUUUUCAUGGGUUUUAAAUUAUACAAAACUGUAUAAUAAGGGCUAUUUUACACAUUACAGUAUUAUAUCUACUGUAAAAGACUUGGAGCAGUGGGUUCAAAUUACCAGAAAGGAGUUUCCACCUGAACAUUAGGAAGAACUUCCUGAUUGUGAGAGCCAUUCAGCAGUGGAACUCUCUGCCUUGGAGUGUAGUAGAAGCUCCUCCUUUAGAGGCUUUCAAACAGGCUGGAUGGCCAUCUGUCAGGGGUACUUCAAUUGUGCUUUUCCUACAUGGCAGAAGGGGGUUGGACUGGAGGUAACAAGGUUGUGAACAUAAUAUUCAAAUAGUAGUUUUCCUGAAAGGUAUAGUGCUAUUAAUGUUGAACUAGAACUUCCAGAGGUCAGGGUUUGAAUUUCCACUCAGCCAUGGAAACACGGUGAUUGUGAACAGCUCUCAUUCUUUCAACCUAAGGGGAAGAAUGACUGAAGAUUGAACAGACAAUGGGCUUUACGUACCUUGAUGGAAUUUUGUGCAUGGAGACACAUUACUUGCUAUGGCAUCUGAGACAGAAAAGGCCCAUGCUCUUCUCCAGUCGUUCAGCACAGCCUCUAUCAUUUCAAGCCUAGGACUGGGGAUUUUCUGCUUUGUAGCUGAUAGACUUUUGCAGGUUUCCUUCAUUCAGCAAAAUGACUGGUUGCGGGCAAUCUCUGAUAACACUGUGCAUGGUGUUGUGGGAUUGUGGUCUUGGGCAAUAGUGAUUGGAUUGAAGAAGAAAAGUGACUUUACAGAAGUCUUAUUAGCUGGUUUCCUCUCAUCUGUAAUUGACAUGGAUCACUUCGUUUUAGCUGGUUCUCUUUCAUUAAAGGCUGCCUUGACUCUUCCACAAAGACCAUUUCUUCACUGUACUACUGUGAUCCCUGUUGUGUGUCUGACGUUGAAAUUUAUUAUGCAUCUUUUGAAGCUGAAAGAUUCUUGGUGCUUUCUUCCCUGGAUGCUGUUUAUCUCCUGGACUUCACAUCAUGUUCGAGAUGGAAUUCGCCAUGGUUUGUGGAUCUGCCCAUUUGGAAAGACUGUUCCCCUGCCUUAUUGGCUUUAUGUGGCAAUCACAGCCUCUUUACCUCAUCUCUGUUCUUUUAUUAUGUAUUUAACAGGAACAAGGGAACUAAUGUCGAUAAAACAUGGGAUUCAUAUUGAUGUUUAAGGAUGGUUGUGGUUGUGUCACCAAAAUAAUUCACUUGUGAUAUAAACUGAUAUCACAAAGCUUUAUAUAGCAGGAGUAUUGAUUCUUUGAGGCCAGUGUUGCACAAGGUAAUGUGAUUCAACAAUGUCUUGAGCUGUCACUUUCAGCUUCUCCUAUAGACAUUUUUAUUUCUUUUUAUUCAAAAAUUGGUUAAGCAUUAAUAAGGAUGAACAUAUGCUAAAACUAUGGUCUUUGCACUUUUGCCAGUGCAGAGUGACUGAUCCACCCACAGCUCAUGAAUUUUAAUUUCAGGAAGCUAUUGAAAUUUGUUAUCCCCUUUUCUGCCUCUUUAUUAGGAGAAGGAAAGAGUCAUAGACUGGAAACAGAGAAAAGUGUUGUGGGACAUUUGGGGUAGCAUAUUUCCUGGGAAGCAGAGAAGACUGUUGUGGGUGUCCUCCACUUUUAAUUUUUAAAAGUAUUUAUUUAUUAAAGUCUUCCUCUUCUGUCUCCUCCACUAUAACUCCUUUACUUCUUGUCAUUUUCUGUUCACAGAUUUCUGUCUUUGAGCCUUGUGCUUUCUUUAAUUCACUGUCUUAUAUACUGAUCUGUUCAGAUAAAGAAUCCUUAAAACGCUGCUAAAGACCAAUACAUGUGUAACAAUAGAUAUUACUUAGAAUUGCAUUUUAAUUUUAUUUAUUAUGUUUUAAUGGUAUUUUUAACCACACACACAGGACCAUUUAAUUGUUUUUGUUUAUAUAUAAUAUAUAUAUAUAUAUAUAUAUAUAUAUAUAUAUAUAUAUAUUUGUUUUGUUUUAAAUUGAUCAAACUGUGUGAUUGUUAGCCGCCUUGAUUUCCAUCAGGGAGAAAGCUGGGGUAUAUAUAAAGGUAAUAAUAAUACCCAAAAACAGUGAUCUACCACUUUAUGGGAUUUACACUUUAUGUUUGGGGUCAACAACUGGAUGCUUAGAAGCCAAAACUCAGCUCCCCAUAGAGCACUCCCUAAACCUUCAUUGCUACUUUGAGAGACUUAAGUAUUAUGUUUACAGUUUGCAGAGAUCUUCUAUUUGUACAGUUUAACGUAUUUGGAAGAUUACCUUAUCUCUAAAGUAAGGGUUUGGACAAAAUCCCAAAGGAAUGAAGCAAAAUCCUGAUUGUGUCAAAAUGCUGCUUGUGAUAAAGUGAUUGAUGCAUUUCUUUAAGGGUUUACACUGGUAUUACAAAAAAUGAACAGUUCUGGAAAGGUAAUGGCAGCUCAAAGGAUUUUCCAUUUACAGUACAUGCGUUCUUGUUGUGUUUUAAUUUGCUAGCUGAAGUGAAUUUUAAUAUUCUUUCUACUUUGCAGAAAAAUACUUAACUGCUAUUUUAUUUUAUUGCAUCAGUGGGAUUCAUGAUUCCCUACAUUUUUAAUAGAAAUACUGGUGGAUGUAAAAUAUAGUAACAAGUUUGUGAAAAUGGAAUUACCGUAAUUCAAGGUAUGUUUCCCGUUUUUGGUAACUUUCUAUAAGAGCACUUUUAAAUCAAAACUACUGAUAAAUCUAGUUUCCUUGUCUUUGAAGAUCUUAAAUUAUUCUCAAAUUUACCUUAGUAGCUGAAUCUUUUACAGAAGAGUGUCUGUUAGAUGUAGAUGACUGUAGAAUAGUUAGUAGUAUGGUCAAGGUAAAGAGAAGGAUUUGCAUUCUUUGGGCAUUUUACAGCUGCUUCUAACAACAUAAGUGUGACUAAAAUAGAGCUAAUUGUUCCCCACAGCUUAAAAUAGAAAUGGGGUAUGUGUUUGGUUAUAAUAUUAAGCCAAGCAGUGAUUGUAUUCCCAAAUUGGGAGAAUUUUAAAAUGGAACAAAAUGCAGUUAAGCCGUAAGUUCCAUACUGGAAAUGAUUAUACAGUAAUUAUGAUGUAAACAAUAAAAGGACUGCAUUUGUACACUUGUACACUUCAGAGCUAGUGAAAAAAAUAAUGGGCAACAAUCCAUGGAUGAGCAUAUGGCCUUGACUUUGCACCUUACAUUCUGUUGCACCAAAUUAUUGAAAAUGGUUGUCUGUGGCCCAUUGCCAGUCUGCAAACUGACUGCUGUAGCACAAAGCGUAUCCAGGGAGGGGGGGAAACAGUUCUAUUCAGUGGGCACAAAUAUGGUAUUGAUACCAGGCACAUUAGGGGAAAUUCUGGUUCUCAUUCUUAACAUCCAGUCCACUAUUUUUUUUCCUAAAUGGAAACCCAAAUGUGGGGCAAAAGAUAAUAGCCAUUUCUCACAGUUGUUCCCCUUUGGCGACACGAUGUAACUGAACCUUGAGGUACCUUUUGCAGGGCAAAAUUAUGGAUUGUAAUAUGUCCCAUGGGUAAGUUGAAGGUCAUUUCACAGAAGAGUAAGUGCUGGUGCCCUGGCUGCCACGGCUGCCAUUUCCCAACCCAGGCAUUCAAAAAGGUCUAAAGUGGUGUAGCGGCAGCGAGAGUUGAGUAGGUUGGUGUUUCUUUUAUUUUCUCCAGGGACAAACUAAGGUCUUGCCUUUUGCCACUCAAUUCAGAUACUGUUUCUUUUCUUUUCUUUGAUAAAAGUUAAGAUACAAUGCUCACAUUGACCCCUUGAGAAGUAAACCCAGGUUUUGGAGCAAUCUUUUAGCUAAAAUUUCUAGGCAUACAUGAAUAUAUAGAUGCUAUAUAACAUUCAUUACUAGUAGGCACUGAUUCGUUAUUGGCUGUUUGGGCCAUUAUUUUAGCAUAGUGUCAAACAUUUUCUUGUAGUCUGUUGUGUUUAAGCAUGUUAAUGACAGGUAAGCCAAAUAGACUGUAUCUUAGAUAACAAAUCUUGUGAUUUUAUGGAGAUGUGACCUUCCAGAGGCUGAAUCGCAGUUGCUGUUAUUGCUCACCAUUGACCAGGGCUGAUGGAACUUCAUUCCAACAAUAUCUGGAGGGCCACAUAUUCUUAGCCUGUUUUAUUUGAUGACAGUCACUUCUAUAAUGCAAAAUCAAUUUUUAGUCCCACCUAAAGUAAAUAUAUUGAAAUUAGGGUGACUUUUAAGAUGUACUUUCAUGGGUUCUUGUUAUUCUUUAUCCUAAAAUGUCAUUGUUUCUUCCAGGUUCUUGCUCUUACUGAAAGAUGCAAUGCAUAUCUGGGAAUAACUGCAAAAUGCAUAGGAACAUAAGGCACAAAGAGUCAAAUUAUUGGGUUGUUGUAUGUUUUCCGGGCUGUAUGGCCAUGUUCCAGAAGUAUUCUCUCCUGACGUUUCGCCCACAUCUGGAACAUGGCCAUACAGCCCGGAAAACAUACAACAAUCCUGUGAUCCCGGCCAUGAAAGCCUUCGACAACACAGUCAAAUUAUUUUUCCAUUUGGCCUAGAUUUCAGAUCUAGCAUUGUCUGUUUCAUUCAGCAACCAUUCAUUUGGGCACCCGGCAGAGUCUUUAAUAGCAAUCUGAUCCUUUUAAUUAGUGAUGCCAGGGAUUGAAUUUAGCACCUGUCUCUUCAAGACCAGAGUAACUGUUGCUGUCUGAAAGAAGACUUUAAAUAAGUCUUCCUAGGGCAGUGGUUCUCAACGUGUGGGUCCCCAGAUGUUUUUGCCUUCAACUCCCAGAAAUCCUAACAGCUGGUAAACUGGCUGGGAUUUCUGGGAGUUAUAAGCCAAAACACCUGGAGACCCACAGGUUGAGAACCAUUGUUCUAGGGCAUAAUCUUUAGCUAAAUUAUUUUUAAUGCUUACAUAGACAAUCAGGCCUGAAUUGGCAUUUAUGUUCCCUGCAGUGGACUUCUAAACAUAUAUAAUCGGUGCACUUAUGCAACCUUUCAGGUGUGAGUGAACUUCCUAUUAUGCUUUAAGGCCAUCCCUUCUAUGUUGAGCAAGAGCCUUAUUUGUUUAGCACAAUGCCAAAAACUCUUAAUUUUUAGUGUGAAGAGGUAUGUAUUUUCUCUCUCAAAAUACUUGAGGAAUUGUUUUUCCCCAUUUGGUGCAAUAUUUUGAGAAUAGGGAUUGCUUACAAAUUAAAUCUUGAAAGUGGAAUUUUGCCACAAACAUUUACCAUGAUACAAAAAUAGAUGUAUUCAUCCAAUGUCCUUAGCAGGAAAGGGAUAAGCAGCCAAAUAACAGAAUGGUUCAAUAUCUUUAUACUUUGUUCAGAAGUUGCAUUUGUUCCUCUGAUACGGCUUUCCUUUUAAAACCUAUUUAAAUGUUUGUAGUUUGGGUGCCUAAGAUUUUGUAAUACACAGCUUGUUUAUCAGCAUUCCAAAGUCAUGUCUUUAUUACUUUAGUACAGGAGUGUUACAGGAUUCAAUCUUAUAGUGGUACAGAGUUCUAGAAAGGUAUGUCUGGUGAUAAAUGCAUGUUUAUGCAACAAUGUCUAGAAUUAGACAUUUUUGUCUAUUUAAGCAUGCUUUUAUUGGAAACAUAGUCCACCUUGCCUGCACAAAGUUUUGUUCUGUUCCUAAUUAUUUUAUGGAAACAAAAGUAUUCACUGUUCACUUGCAUAAAAGUAUUUAUUUAGCCUCCAAAAUACUUUGCAUUUGUACUAUUUGUAGGAUGUUGCCACAGGCAUUUCAGGUCUUUUAAAGAAAAAUAACAUUUUAAAUGGUUAGAAAUACUACCAAAAACUGUUACUUUUGGAGUAUUAAUUACAAAUUAUAGUAAUUACAUCUUAUUUGUAACUUGGGUACUGCCUGUAUAGAUAAGGGAAUCAAUGGGUCCUUUGGGGAAGUCCUGGGUCCUUUGGGGAAGUCAGCCCAAGUCAUCACACUAUAGUUGCUAAAUUUUAAUUUGAUAAUGAAAUUUUUAGCAGAACUUUCUUUUUUGAUCCUAAAUACCAAAUUUUAAAGGAAGCUAAUGGGUGAAAUGACAUGAAGAUGCAUCAUCAUCAUCAUCAUCAUCAUCCCACUUUAUCUCCCCAAAGGAGACUCAAAACAGCUUGACAUAAAAGCAUCAGUAUACAAUUUUAAAUAUACAAAUAUUAAAACAUAAUUAAAUACAAACAGCACUAAACAUUCAGUUAAAAUCCAUUAAAACAUAUUCAAAGUUAAAAAUCACAGCAUCCCCUCACUAGAUCUUGAUUGCUUUUCUUUUAAGGUAGGGUGGAAACUCUGAAGUUAACAUAAAUAGUUAAAUAUUGUGGGUGGUUUUUAGUAGGAUUGUUCUAGGGUGUAAUGGAGCAGAAAUCAAAACACUUAACAGACACAAAUUACCAUCUAAAGUUGACUGCACUGUCUCUCUAUAUUAAUUCAGUAAUCUGCUUUUCAUCUAGGAUUAUCAAAUUAUCUUACAACAAUGGAUAUUAAUAACAGAAAUCCAGUCUAAGACAUUGUGUUUCUUGAGUGUGUCUAUAGCACUGUGUUGUAACCCAUAGCAAAAGAUACACUUUAUGGGAAUUAAAAUUCUAAAUACCAGGAGGACUGAUUUGGGAUUCAUUGAUAUGUAGAGAGAUAAAUUAACAGAUGUCACCUCCUUUUACUAUCCAGAGUGUUCUGUGUAGAAAUUGCUCAGGAAGGUCUGUUGAUGUCAGAAAAUUAUCUAUAGUGUAGGUAUCAGGAAAACUACUUUAGGGAAGGUAUUCUAUAGCUGGGAUAUUACCACUGAAAAGCCUUCAUUGACACUUAUAAGAACCAAUCAGUGAAAUCAUGUUAUCGCUAAGAAGAAUGUCACAUAAUAAUCCCCUGAAGCACUUGUUCCAAUUUCCCAAAAUAAAAGUAUUUUAAAUUACUGUCAAUGAACUGUAUGAACACUGUGUAAUAAAAGGUAAUUGUAGAGUUUUGUGACUACUGUUCCUUGCAUUGAUUUGAAAGUAAAAGCUAUAAAGAGUCUCGGAAGUUUUGCUUGGCUGAAAUGUUACUGUAUUUCACAAUUACUUUGACUCUUCUCCCUGCUCAGCAUCAACACAAUUACAACUUUGCAUUCCCUGAAAGAGACAGAAGUUCUAUUUCAACAUACUGAUAUAUGUUCAUGUUAUCUAUCCAUUUUGUGCAAAUUGUUGACCACAACUGUGACUGUCUAUUGUUUUCAAAGUGGCAUUAAAAAUGUUUAUUAACUGUA
Messenger RNA from Anolis carolinensis (green anole), 8228 nucleotides. RefSeq names its product transmembrane protein 267 (gene tmem267). The record is from RefSeq and is a predicted model, not a curated record. The transcript has 3 exons. NCBI's taxonomy places the organism in Eukaryota, Metazoa, Chordata, Lepidosauria, Squamata, Anolidae. Bases 1601 to 2248 code for a protein of 215 amino acids.